UCCAAAUGUGAAACAUUCUAUAGAUCUAGAAUCCUAGGAAAAAUGUCUUCACCUUUAAAGUUAUUACAUAAACUAGGCAAAAGAGUUUGGAGGAGCAAAGGCAACAUCAUCAUCGAAGAAGAAGAAGAUCACAAUAUUGAUCAUAAUAAUGAUGAUGACAAUCAAGCUGUAAAAAUGUUACGCGAAUCACUACUCCAAGAUCAGGUAGGGGAUGAUCCAAAUGAUGAUCGACAUGAUUUUCAUACACUUCUUCGGUUUCUGCAUAUGAGAGAUUAUGAUAUUAUGAAAGCUAAAGACUCAUUUAUCAAGCACUUAAAAUGGAGGGAGGAGUUUGGGGUUGAUGCCAUUGCUAAGGAGUUUAAGUUUGUUGAAUUCAGAGAUGUUCAGAGGUUUUACCCUCAUGGGUUUCAUGGUAGGGAUAGAAGUGGGAAUCCAGUUUAUAUUGAGAGGUUGGGGAUGAUAGACCUUGAUGGCCUUCUUCAGGUAACAACUAUGGAAAGACUGGUUAAGCAUCAUGUUUACGAGCAGGAGAAAACUUCGCGGUUAAGGUACCCUGCGUGUACCGUUGCAGCAGGGAAGAAGAAGAAGCGAAUUGGUACUACCACGGUAGUUGUUGAUGUCAAGGGGUUAGGAACCUCAAGCUUUUCAAAGCAAGCAAGGUAUUUGUUCUUGGAGUUUCAGAAGAUUGACAGCAAUUACUACCCAGAUACUCUCAACUGUUUGUUUAUUGUCAACGGAUGA
This is a messenger RNA of Spinacia oleracea (spinach), 741 nucleotides long. RefSeq names its product phosphatidylinositol/phosphatidylcholine transfer protein SFH11. The record is from RefSeq and is a predicted model, not a curated record. The transcript is spliced from 3 exons. The coding region runs from base 43 to 741 and encodes 232 amino acids. NCBI's taxonomy places the organism in Eukaryota, Viridiplantae, Streptophyta, Magnoliopsida, Caryophyllales, Amaranthaceae.